Molecule: messenger RNA, 1768 nt
Organism: Myxocyprinus asiaticus (Chinese sucker)
Lineage: Eukaryota; Metazoa; Chordata; Actinopteri; Cypriniformes; Catostomidae
Product: complexin-4-like
Exons: 5
Coding region: 561-1067 (168 amino acids)
Biological process (GO): neurotransmitter transport; regulation of neurotransmitter secretion; synaptic vesicle exocytosis
Cellular component (GO): terminal bouton; SNARE complex
Molecular function (GO): syntaxin binding
Source: RefSeq, a predicted model, not a curated record
CACACACGACUGAUGAAUACUGCUGACAUCAUCAUCAUCAUCUGCUCUAAUCUCAUUUACUGGCUGCCACGCAACUUCUUGAAGUCAGAGGAACAACUAGUCGUAGGAUUUGUUAACGUUUGUCAGUCUUUACAGUAAUAAUCUGACCUGCACACAUGACCUGAGAUCUGCUCUGCACAGAAGUACCAGAAGAGACCAGAACCACAGCAGUCCAGAUGAACAGAAGAAUAUCUGUGUGUCCUACUGAUGUCUGAGAGUAAAAACUGAAGAGUUUGGAUUUGAUUGGCCCUUGAGUGAAACGGAUGGCUUUGAUUGGAUAGAAACGAGGACCCACCUGUCUGUCACUCUCUUCUGUGCAGAUUUGAGUCUCUGAGUCAGUCCAUCUGUCUGGUGUUUGUGUGUGAUCUGUGAAACCAGGCCAACAUCUCAUUUAGAACACACAAACACUGAUCAUGAGCGGUCUGGAUUGGUUUUACUCUCACACACACAGAUAGUUCUGAUCUUCAGUCUGAUUAUUAUAAACACAUUCAGACCACCUGAUCUCACACACAUUAACCGUCAUGGAGACAGCGGUGAUGAAAUCUCUUCUGACCCCCGUUAAGACCUUCAAACACUGUGUGACGGGAGGAAAGAAUGAAUCCACCUGGACCAAUCACAGGACCAAACGAGAGUCAAAGAGCAGGACCUGUGCACCCCGCGCCAAUCACGUGCAGGACCCGCAUCUGCUGCGAUCCUAUCAGGCCGACCUGGAGAGAGAGAGGAAAUUACGUGAAGCGAUGAAUGCUCAGAAGAACGCAGAGAGAGCUAAGAUGAGAGCACAUUUCAGGAGAAAGUACCAGCUGACCAAGAAUGCCAAGGACACGGAGCAGCUGCGAGCAGUGAGGGGGAAAGUGUCUCUCCCUCGUGAACUGGCUCAGAUGGUUCGUCCCGAAUCCCCAGCUAAAGACGACAGCUUCAGUCUGCUCGGCGCGUUCCAAAGACUCCGUUUCAGCGGGGGGGUGUUCACUGGCACCAAACGGACCGAAACGCCCACAGCCGCCAACAUGGAGCCCUGCAAGGUCAUGUGACCUCUCCAAUUCCUCAACUUCACACAGUCAUGACAUAUGCAUGAGCGUUUGUGUCUGGAGGGGACAUUUUGCACACUUACAUUACGAUGCAGUAGAUUUAGAAGUUUCACAUAUUACACUUUGUUGUUGUUUUGAUGUAUAAGUGCACAAAUGUUUCAAAGUCACACAAAGACGCUUGAAUAUUUUUAUAUUGUAUAGCUCAUGCUGUAAUUGACAUCAGGAAGCUCGUAUUACACUCAUGCAUUAUUUGUUCUCCAUGUUUUCCUCGUUUAUCAGUGUGUUUUUAUGACUUUUGAUUGUAAUGUUAUUUCUGAUGUGAGGAUUUGAAGUACAUUUCAACUGAGCUAUGUAAAUGUGCACACAUCAUUGAUCUUAUAUGAUAAUAAUGAUAAUGACUUUAGACAAACCCCUGAAAGAAAAUAAACGAAACGAAAUGUACUAUUUUUUUCCUUUAUGGAGGUACACUUGACUAACUUCCCAACAGUUUAUCUCUGUAAAGCCGCACACACUCGCCGGUAAUGUAAAGUGUGUUGUUUAAGCUGAUAAAUGUGACAUCUCAUGUUCUUGGUGCAGGAUGUUUAGAUGUAACUUUUGUAACCUCAGAAAUGUUUAUUUAUACUGAAGAACUCUCUCUGUCUCUUUGAAAGCAUCUUUUUAAUUUCUCCUGUUGUGAUGAAUUUGACUCUCAUAGUGAUUUUGCA